Molecule: messenger RNA, 4090 nt
Organism: Xiphias gladius (swordfish)
Lineage: Eukaryota; Metazoa; Chordata; Actinopteri; Istiophoriformes; Xiphiidae
Product: P2Y purinoceptor 3
Exons: 3
Coding region: 287-1396 (369 amino acids)
Biological process (GO): cellular response to pyrimidine ribonucleotide; phospholipase C-activating G protein-coupled receptor signaling pathway
Cellular component (GO): plasma membrane
Molecular function (GO): G protein-coupled UTP receptor activity; G protein-coupled ADP receptor activity; G protein-coupled UDP receptor activity
Source: RefSeq, a predicted model, not a curated record
GUAGGCAGUGGGUGAAGAGCGCGUGGAGCCGCCGGAGCCGCUUCCCUACAGGUUGGUCCGGGACGGUUUCAACCACACUUGUACUCGGUGUUUAUGUUAUAAAACCGCGUCGAGUUUGACUUCUUGACCCUUGUUUCUUCCCUCAACGGGGCUUUCCUCCUCGCCGAACUCCUCUUUGUCGUUACAGAGGCGAAGAAAGGAGCAGGACGAGUCCUCUGCCAUGGCUAAAUCGCCAACUUGUUGAUGUUGCCGCUGAAUUUUAUUACAGUCAUUCAGGAAUGUGAAGAUGCCACAUUCUGUCAGCUCCCUCCCCACGGAAACUCUCAUCUCUAAAACCUUCUCCUUGGACUUCUUUUCUGCCAGCGUACGCCCUACAGAGCCCUACACAGCAGACAGCUUCAUCGCCAGCGCCAGUAACAUCAGCAACAUCAGCGGGAUAGGCAUCCUUCGCUGUACCUAUAAGGAAGACUUUAAACGUAUUUUACUCCCGGCUGUGUACACUUUUGUCUUCCUGCUUGGCCUUCCACUCAAUGCUACCGUCAUACUGAAAAUAUGGAGGACGAGGCCCAAUCUGUCCAAAAACAACAUCUAUAUGCUCAACUUGGCCAUAGCUGACUUUCUGUAUGUGAUGUCACUUCCCCUGCUCAUCUACAACUACGGCAGUCAUGACUACUGGCCCUUUGGGGAGUUUGCCUGUAAGCUGGUCAGGUUUCAGUUCUACAGUAAUCUGCAUGGCAGCAUCUUCUUCCUCACCUGCAUCAGUGUGCAGCGCUAUGUGGGCAUUUGCCAUCCUCUUGCAAUGUGGCAAAAGCAGGGUGGUCGCAGGAUGGCGUGGUGUAUCUGCGGAGGAGUUUGGCUGGUGGUCGCCACACUGUGUGCGCCAACUUUUCACUUCGCUGCGACAGGAAUCCAGCGCAACCGCACAGUAUGUUAUGAUUUAAGUACGCCAAAGCUUUCGGUAGACUACUAUCCUUACGGCAUGGCUCUGACCUGCCUUGGCUUCUUGUUGCCUUUUAUGGGUGUGAUGGUGGGCUACUGCCGGAUGGCCCACAUCCUCUGCCGCCCAGUGUCCUACCAGGGUGUCUCCAUGGCAACUGGGGAGAAACGGGACAAGGCCGUGAGGAUGAUCAUUGUGGUGGCGGCAGUGUUCUGCAUAAGCUUCCUGCCAUUUCACCUCACCAAGACCAUGUACCUGGUGAUACGCACUCUACCUGGUGCGCCCUGCGAGACGAGAAACUUGUUUUCAAUCAUCUAUAAGAGCACCAGGCCAUUUGCCAGCAUGAACAGCUUUCUAGACCCUAUUCUGUUUUACUUCACCCAGCCGCGAUACCGCCGGAACACCAGAAGGUUUGUGCUUAAAGUCACCACUCUCAGGGACAAGGGCACCAGUGUAUGAGCAAACAAGAAAUCAUACACUGCAACAGUAUUUCCUCAAGCAUUGUUGGUACACCAUUGGUGGGUCCUAGGAUGCUGCAAAGUGGUACAUGUAUUGGUUGCUGAGUUUUUUUUUUAAACACUCUUCCUGAUGUUAUUUAUCAUAUCCUCCUCCUGCUUAUAUCAUCUUGAAUUGGCAUUAACCAUCACAGACGAUGGGUGUAUUUUAUUGGGAAGUUAGGCAUCUUGGACACUUCUCAUUGGGAUUCUCGAUUCUGUACUGUCUUUAUUUGAUUAUUUGGCUGAGGAAUACUGUAACAUGUACUGAUUGUAUUGUCACUAGAACAAUGCAUUCACAUCCUGCAUUGUCCCUGUGAAUCUGUGAAAUGUUUGUUUCCAGUCUCUGCUGUGCACUGGGUAGUAAACGAGAAACUUUUAUCUUUUUUUUGUAAAAGAGGUUUUUUUUUGUUGUAAUUUUUGUUUCACACUGUGAAAAAUAAAUAAAAUACUUAAAAUAAAUACUCUAAAAUAAUAAAAUAACAAGGGGUUUCUUCACACCUUAUAAAGGACUGCACUGAAGAUGAUUUUUAGAUCCUUGUGAUGUGGAAGUGGACAUAUACAUGGUGAAACAGAGAAGGACAGAACAACUAAUUUAAUUUUUGGGAUAAAAUCCACUGUGGCACAAAGCCGUGUAAAACACACACUGUGACUAAAUGUUUAUGACUGCAUGUUGGAAUUGCAUGAAGUACUUGUGUGUUGAAAUUAACUGGCACUGGGAAGACAAAUGCCUCACAAACAUAGAAUUGCAAAAAACAUAGCAGGUGAAUUAGUGAAUGUAUGUGCAUUUUUAUAUCAAAGCAGUAUUAAACUUUCAUAUGAAGGUUUCCACUUCUUUUUUUUCCCUACAGAUGACAUUUUGUUUCAACGUUAUUCCAGCUGUAAAGCAUGGUGUUGCAUGCUUUCACCACCGGAGGGUGUGUGCAAUCCACUACUGUAACACCACUGCACUGAAACGUUGGCUCUGUCUUUUCUAAAAAGAGUUCUUUAUUUACAUAUUAUCCAAUGAGGAUUAGAUCUUACUUACAGCAGUUAGGGGGCAAAUGGAUGCUAGAAAAAACUGUUAAAUAAAUAUCCACACGAAAUAGGCCGUCAAUGCAUGUUUUUUUCCCCCCAAAUAUUCUUUAAAUUCUGAAGUAAACAAAGGAAAUCAAUUUAAAGGAUUGUGCCAACAGACUUAUGUAUACAUUAAUAUAUUUUUUAGAUCCCUAUCGAACGCAUUAGAUGCUGAGAGGGAAGGGAAAUUUCAGUUUAUGGACCUUGAGGUAGAGUGUAAAUUAAGGUACAACCCUAGUGUUUUCCACUUCCUUUGAAUGUGCAAAUCCCUCCCGUGAAGGAUUUCUCUUCCAAGACAUCACUUCUGUUGAUGGAUGUUAGGUGUUAGAGAGAUGACGGAAUAAAGAAAAAACAAUAGGGAAUAGAGACAUUUAUGAAAAGAAGCUUGGUACCCUUAAAGAGGUACUGUAGAGUGGAUUUAAAUUGUGUAGUACUUAGUACUGUUGUGAUAUCUCUAACCAGAUGCAAUAGUCUGAAUUUGUACAGUCUUUUUUCAUUUUAAACUUCCCUCUGCUGUUUCCUAUGGAGUUAUACCAAGUAACUGAGUUGCUGGGUUUCUGAUUUGGUAAUCUGUACAUGAAAUGAAUGAAAAUUAAUUUGAUUAAAUUCAGAUUUUAAUAUUUUUCUUAGUUCUUAUUUUUCCAAUAACUUGCAUUUUGUCUUUUAGACACACACUGUAAAGAAAACGACAGAAUUUAUUUUUUUGUCCUUUUAUAUACAGGAAUAUUAUCAUUUUUUAUUACUGACAAGUUCUUUUUCACAACUCUUGUAAAGAUUUCUGUCUUCUCGUGUAGCUUCUCUGUCAUUCUAUAAACGGUGAAUCUGUGCCUCAUGAUGUCUCAACACUGCAGAGGUCUAAUUCCCAUAAGGAUUGGUAACUAUGAAUUUGAGCUGAUUUUUCAUUGCACUCAUGGGUUAAUUAUAAUAUUUAGUUAAUAUAUCUACUAUCAACAUAAAUGAAACCUCAUCAUAAAUGUGCCCGAGGUGCAUAGUUUAAUGCUGAAUGUGUUAAUUUGCAUCCAUGAGGGAAGAGCUGUUGUGUACAUUGGUUUAAUUUGAACAUAUUUAAUGCAUUUUGGAUGCAAAAGACAUUUUGACCACAACAUGAGGUCUUGUGCUUAAUAAUGUUGCAAACUUCUUAAUAGGUGUAUUACUGCAAUGCAUGUGUAUUCAGUAAUGUAGUAAUCUACUGUAUAUUGUGCUCCUGGCUUCAGCAAAGAGCGACUGCGCCACCCUGUUUUCGACUACUAUUUGCAAUGCCUGAUAUAUUUUUUCCCACAGCUGUCUGCAAUGUGUUGAGUGUCUUUGCGCUGUGCCAACAUAUUUGUGUCAAUCAGUAUUAUCAGAAUAUUUCUUAUUUUUGCAAAAUACUGUAACACAGAAAUAGAAAUUUAUUUUUGUUACAUUGAGAUGAUUAUGUUGAUGAGAAAGUAGCAAUUAUGUGAGUUUCCUGAGUUUGUUUGUUUGAGUUUCUUGAGAAAAUGUUUCGGUGGUGACACAAUGUAAAACUAACUGAAGACAGCUAUUAAAAAAAGUCACGUAAUCAAUCAUGAAUGCCUUUUCCUUACUCAGAUCAAAAUUAUUUUCAAAUAAAUAUACUUUU